Molecule: messenger RNA, 765 nt
Organism: Guillardia theta CCMP2712
Lineage: Eukaryota; Cryptophyceae; Pyrenomonadales; Geminigeraceae
Exons: 3
Coding region: 30-647 (205 amino acids)
Source: RefSeq, a predicted model, not a curated record
AGGCAUCUCUAUUCAUCUGAUAUUCUCACAUGGUGGCUCAGCGAUGCAAGGCCCUGGCGUUGGUUCUGCUUCUGCAGCUUGCGGACGGUUUCACGUUCCCCUUGCUGCCUGCAACAUACUCAAGGCGGCCAGUGACGGCAAACGCCAGAAGGUGCAAGGUGUCUCCGAUGUACUCCAGCUACAGGAUGAGUGCAAACAACGAUGCUGACGACGCAUCGGCAAAUGCGUACGACGAGGAAUCGAUCGAGGCCUUCCGGUCGUUGAUGCAACAGUCUUGGAAAGGGAAGAAGAGUGAAUCAAAAGAGUUCGACGGGUAUGCUUUCAGAGACCUGAUUGUAGAGAAAUGGGGUGUGCCAUAUGACGUACAGAUCAAGAGGGAAUACUUUCUUGGUAAGCCGAUGAUCUUCUUCAACGUGAUGUGGAAAUGGUGCGGCCAACAGUCGUUUCCACUCACCGAGACGGAAUAUCUGGAGCAUUUGCAGUUUCUUGCGGAGCUGUGCGUGAAGUGGGACAGAGUAGAUCUUCUGAAGGAAGAGAUUGCAAAGUGUCGGAAGCGACCAAAUGGUUACUUCGGAUAUGCUGUGGCGCUACCCCUAGACCUGCCCCAGGAAGUGAUGAAUGAGCUGGACAUUCCAGAAGGUCGAUGAACGAGCGUGAUUCAAGAUGUCAUAACUUCAAGAUAUCACAAAUUCCGGUCGUGAUCGUGAAGUUUGCUGCGCACUUGCUGAAGAGCAUGUAAGAGUUUAAAUGAUUCGGGAAACUCCC